This is a messenger RNA of Brugia malayi, 606 nucleotides long. RefSeq names its product BM20, putative (gene Bma-far-1). The record is from RefSeq and is a predicted model, not a curated record. Lineage: Eukaryota; Metazoa; Nematoda; Chromadorea; Rhabditida; Onchocercidae. The transcript is spliced from 5 exons. The coding region runs from base 1 to 606 and encodes 201 amino acids. Gene Ontology annotation, molecular function: lipid binding.
AUGGGUGGAGAGCGCAAAUUAAAACUGGGAAAUUUAACAGCAAUUGAGAAACUUUCGUUGACAAUUAAAAUGUAUCACCGAUUGAUUCUGCUGGCAUUAGUUGGCACUACUAUGGCAAAUGUUAUUCCUUUCUCUAUGAGUAAUAUUCCGGAAGAAUAUAAAGAAUUUAUACCUGAAGAAGUGAGGAAUUUCUACAAAGAUUUGACAGUGGAAGAUAAAGAAAUUCUUCGUGAAUUAGCAAGCAAACAUGCGACGUUUGCAAAUGAAGAUGCUGCACUGGAAGCGCUUAAAGACAAGUCCGAUAAACUUUACAAAAACGCAGUGGAACUACGAAAUUUCGUCAAAGCAAAAAUUGACAGCUUAAAGCCAGAUGCUAAAAUAUUUGUCGAUGAGAUAAUCGCCAAGGCACGAUCAUUGCGAUCAGACGACGGGCACAAGCUUGAUACAGAAAAAAUUAAACAAGCAGCCCGAGAUAUCAUUGCUAAAUAUCAAGCACUCAGUGAAGAAACUAAGGAAGAACUGAAAGUGACAUUCCCUGCCAUCGCCAAAAUCAUUGGCAACGAAAAACUCAAAAGGAUCGCGAGUACCUUUUUACAAAAGAAUUAG